CCCAAACCUGUGUGUAGUUGAGCGCUUCCAGUCCAGUCAAAUUUCCAGUUCAUAGUCUUCACCAAUGCGACCUGCGGGCUGCAAGCCUUGAGUUUGCAGAGUUCUGCACGAUUAGUCAAUAAUCCAUGGGCCAGUUGACAAUGCGACUCACCAGAGAAAAACCGCAGCAUCCAUGUGUAAUCCUUGGUAAACAAUCGCAAAACCUGCCAAUCAGAUAUAAAGGAGAGGCUCCGUGUGGCUACAUCAGUUACGAACAAGGCACCUCAGUGAAAAGACCACUUCGACCUCAGUUUGCAGCUAUGAAGACUACCCUGGUUUUGGUCUGUCUGGUUGCCGUCGCCUCGGCAAGGCCUCAGUUCAUUCCAGGAUUUGGUAGACCCAGCGCCUUUGGCAGCGCCGGGGCCAACGGCAUCCAGGCACAGACCCAGGGCCUCUUUGGCUCCACCACCCAAAUUCAACAGCUGGGUACUACCGCCCAGGGAGGCGCAUUCAACGGCGGAUCAAACCUCAGUCAAGGCACUGCCACUCUUUCCCAGGGCAUCGGACCCUUCGGAGGAGCUCAACAAUUCGGCAAUACCGGCGCCUUUAGCAACCAGUUCACAGGCUAGCGCUGUGCUCUGAUAAAUACAGAAACAUGCUCAGAAUCAUGAUCACAUGGCUGAAGGGUUUUCCCUCAUGGACGGUUUUGUCUGUCAUAACAUGCAAACAACGGGACUGGAUUAUUUUAACGCCGAAUAUGGCUGUCGUUAGCAGCAACACACCACUAGAACGGAUUUCAAUGCUAGCAGAGUGGUGUGUUCCAAACACUUACCGUCGUUUCACAGCCUAGAUAUAUUUAACUUCCACUGAUAGCAAAUUAUUCAGCGCUAAUUUUGAAUUACACUCAAUUGAAACGCUGGCCCAAAUGUUCUGUGCAGAGUUGUGAACAUACAUGUGGUAAAACUAGUGUCAUUCGGUAAAACUAUGUACACCAUGACUGGACAGGAACACACAGUUAAACUUUUGUGUGUUACACUGCAACUCACACAAAAAAAAAUGUAAAUAAGUAAAUGUAGAACAACUCACACGAAAAAACUUACAACAAAAAAUGUCGAAUAAGAGAACGGAAAGAAAAUCGAUGGUAAUUGUAUGGUAAUUGUGAGAAUCGAUGGCAAAUGAACAAGAAGUUGUGCUGAGCGAGUCAUAGUGUCGGGCGUCGGCAUAGCAUCU
Amphibalanus amphitrite is the source of this 1209-nucleotide messenger RNA. RefSeq lists its product as uncharacterized. The transcript is spliced from 3 exons. Lineage: Eukaryota; Metazoa; Arthropoda; Thecostraca; Balanomorpha; Balanidae. The record is from RefSeq and is a predicted model, not a curated record. The coding region runs from base 126 to 608 and encodes 160 amino acids.